Messenger RNA from Nicotiana attenuata, 1428 nucleotides. Its product is annotated as RING-H2 finger protein ATL2-like. NCBI's taxonomy places the organism in Eukaryota, Viridiplantae, Streptophyta, Magnoliopsida, Solanales, Solanaceae. The coding region runs from base 168 to 1058 and encodes 296 amino acids. The record is from RefSeq and is a predicted model, not a curated record. The transcript has a single exon.
UAAAACCACCUUACCUAAAAUCUUCCUUUUCCACCGAAACCAACAAGAACUUUCCUCGUUCCUUCUUCCUCUUUAUAUAUACUCACCUUACCCCCUAUCUCUUCGUUCUAAUUUCCAUAAACCCAUUUCUCUGUGGACUAUCUUUUUCCACAUAUUUAAUUUCUACAAUGGAUAACGAUAACCCAAGUAUUCACGAUCCGUUAAUUGAUUCAUCCUCCAAAGGCUAUGCAUUAAGUGGAAAAAUAAUGCUGAGCGCUAUUGUUAUCUUAUUCGCCGUUGUUGUUUUUAUGGUGGGUCUUCAUCUUUAUGCUCGUUGGUACCUUCUCCGUCUGCGCCGCCGUGAAAUCCUCCGCCGCCGUAGAAUCCACCAUCGCCGCACCCAUAUAGUGUUCUACGUUGAUAAUCCUACUUCUGGUUUAUCUGAUGCGAACCGGGGUUUAGAACCGUCAGUUCUUAACUCGCUACCGGCUUUUGUUUAUUCAUCGAAGACUCACACUGAACCGCUGGAAUGUGCCGUUUGUUUAUCGGAAUUUGAGGAGAAUGAAAAUGGCCGUGUUUUGCCCAAGUGUAAUCACUCUUUUCAUUUGGAGUGUAUUGAUAUGUGGUUUCAUUCUCAUUCCACUUGCCCUCUUUGUCGGUCUCCGGUGGAACCGGACGAGAACCGGACUGAGGUAGCGGUGACGGUGAAUGAAGCGUCUGAACCGGGUUCGAGUUCCGGUUUCUGCAACAUGUGUCAGCACCAGGAGGGGGAGAAUAGUAGUGUGAGUACGACGUCGUUAGGUGGGCGAAGAAAAGGAUUGGAUCUAACAGAAGUGAGAAUAGAGGUACCGAGAAACGAAUUGGAAGACGAGUUGGAAAUGGGACUCAGACUGAGUUCACCGGCGAGUCAAUCGAGGUCACCGGCGUCUCGAUUAUUAUCUUUGAAAAGAAUACUAAGUAUGAACAGGAAAACGCCCACCGGAGCUAGCCAUUCACCUCGGGCCGGAACGAGUUGCGCCGCCGAGUUGGAUUUAGAAAGCGGUGGAACUCAGUUACAAACUCGGGCACAGACACCGUAAUAGAGGAAUAUAAAAAAUGUCACGCUGAUGGCGUGGGAAGAAAAAAGACAGGAAGACAAGAAUGACGGACUGUCAGAAAACGCAAACGAAUGUCCUAUUACACGUGGCAAUCUGAUGUGGCACCUGAUGUCGACGUGGCAUGUGCUGAAAUGGAGGGAUGCCCUUUUUUACGCAGUCAUAGCGGACUUGGGCCUUGAAAUUGGGGGAUUAUUUGACUUGUAGAUAUGUGUAGGGUUAGAGAUGUGCUACUUGUAAAGUAUGACGUGCAAGAGUCAAAUUACAAAUGUGUUUAUUGCUAAAUUCGUUGAAUUCUUUUUCUUUUUUUUUUCUUAUUUGAAACUUUAUGCUACAUUCCAAAUUACCUUCUUUA